GAUCGAGCUGUCAACCACCCGAAGCAAAUGCUGAGCCCGCGUUCAAACAGAGGGAUUUCUCUCGGAAAGUUGUGUAUGAUGAUCGGAUGGUCUGCAGGCACUUCUGGGCUCACCUCGUGUGUGUGUGCCUUAGAUUAGAAAAACGGCGAAAAAUGUUCGGAGUGCCACUGCCUUGCCUGCUGAACCGGAUGAACUGCUCCGGUUUUAUUCAGUUUAGGGUUCUGCUAGAUAAAAGGAUGCCCCGACCCAUGACAGUCUUUGCUCCCUUCCCUCCCUAAUCAUCGUUAGUGGUACACAACAAUGGAAAAGUUUGAUAGCGCUCUCGGGAGUGCCUCUCAGUACGCAGAAGCCGUCCAUGCCUCGCGAGCAGCUAUACCGAAGACUUCUGAGGACUAUGAUGAAAGGAAGAAAGGUUCAUUAAUUGCUCGAGGCAUUGAAGGAAUUCGUGCCCAGAUGAGACGUGGACGACCUAUCACCGCUGGCCCUCUUCACACAUUGUCCGCCCUGCUCGAUGCGGUCGAGACUCAGUCGAAGAAAACCGAAGGUCUUGACGAUCGAAAGAUGGCGCUUGAGUAUGGUCUGACCCUUCUCUCGCGCCUUCCAAAAGACAAUAUCUCUAACGAACUCGAGCACAAGGCCAUCACACUCCUCUAUCGUGAUCUUCCCCACCCACCCUCCACUCAAAUGGGACCCGGGUAUCAAUUUCGAAGUGCUGAUGGUUCAGGGAAUUCUCCGUUCGAUCCUCAGAUGGGCAAGGCUUUCAGUUCAUACUCGAGAAGCUGCACGAGCACGCGAGCAUUGCCUCCGAAUGAACUUCCCGAUCCUGGUUUGGUAUUCGACUGUUUAAUAAAGCGCGACAAAUUCGUUCCUCAUCCAGCCGGUCUUAGUGGCUUCUUCUUCAAUUUUGCUACGACCGUUAUUCAUUCAGUCUUCCGCACUUCUCGCGUUGACUGGAACAUCAACGAAACUUCAUCAUACGUUGAUCUCGCUCUUCUUUACGGAAACACCCAGGCACACCAAGACUUUGUCAGACACAAAGAUGGACGCGGACGACUCCUUCCUGAUGUCUUUGCCGAGACGCGUCUCUUAAACUUACCUCUAGGCGUUAGUUCUAUCAUCAUCGUUUUCAAUCGCAAUCAUAACACCGCUCGCCUCAUCAACUCUGCCUCUUAUGCAAAUGUUGUCUUAAGUGACUAUCUUUCCGGUAUCUUGGGGACUGUUCGUGAUGGUUCGAGCUGGACCCUCGACCUUGCUAGCGAGAGACGUGAGACCGACCACACCUUUUUGGAACGUGGUCGUGGCAACUCUUGCUCCGUCGAGUUUAACGUACUCUAUCGACUUCAUCCCGCUAUGUCGGCCGAAGAUGCGGCAUACACUGAAAGAGCGUUCCAGUACCUUUUCGGACCCGAUGCGGACUUUGACGAGAUCACUCCUGACCAGUUUGAGCUUGUCCUCGGCCAGAAGAUUGCACAGGCGAAUGCGGCACGUCGCAAGGACAAAGAUGGCAACUCAAUUCCUGAGCUUAUCAACGAUGGCAAGCCUGCGGAUUACCUGUUGCCACAGUACAAUGUCCCCACUUUCAAGAGGGACCCUAAGACAAAGAGAUAUGAUGAUGACCAGAUUGCAAAUGCAAUUCUGAGUGCUAUUGCAGCACGGGGUGUGCCUGGUGUCAUGCGCGUCAUUGAGAUGCUGGGUAUAAUGCAGGCACGUAAUUGGGGUUGCUGCACCUUGAACGAGUUUCGUCGCUUCUUGGGACUCAAACCUUAUGCGACUUUUGAGGAAUGGAACCCUGACCCCGACGUAGCCGAAUGUGCUCGCAAAAUUUACCGCACGCCAGAGAAUCUGGAACUUUAUGUUGGUCUAGUUGCCGAAGAGUCUAAGCCCGUUAUGGAUGGUGCUGGUUUGUGCCCGAGCUACACAAUGUCUCGCGCAAUCCUUGCUGACGCCGUCGCGCUCGUCCGUGGCGAUCGCUAUCUGACGUAUGAUUUCACGCCUUUCAACCUCACUGCAUGGGGCUUCACCGAGGCUAAUCGCAAUGUGGACAAUGCUGCGUUUGGGGGUGUCCUUGGGCGACUCAUUGCUCGCGCCCUUCCCAAUAACUUCAAUGAUUCGUCCGUGUGGACGCAUUUUCCUCUCAUCACCCCUACUGGACAGCCUCACUCCAUGGAUAAAGUCCUCUCUCGAUUAGGCCUCGCCCAGUAUUAUACUCUAGAGAGGCCCACUAAGAAGCCAGGGACACAAGUGGUCGACACGGCCAAAGCUGCGUCGGCUAUUCUCGGCGGAUCUGUGCAGGGGAAACUUGUUACGCCUUACCUGCAGAAUAUCAAGGAUGUUACGCUUGGCUCCAGCUUCCUGUCCCACAUCGAUGAUCCGGACGCAUUCAAUACGGCGCGAGAGAACAUCCGUAAUGCCAUCGUGCCUGAGGACAGCCUCGAUGCCACUGCCAAGUGGUUCUCCGACAAAGCAAUUGAACUUCUUAAGCACAAAUCACAGGGUCUCGUCGGUAACAAGAAGCGCUAUGUCGAUGUUGUCAAGGAUGUGUUCCGACUUGUUCCCGUCCACUGGUUUUCUGUUGUUGUAGCAGGCUUGCCCCUUAAGACCAUGGAGGAGCCGCACGGGAUCUACUUUGAGCAGCAGAUGUAUCAGUUUUUCGAAGAAUUCUACACCUUCAUUUUCUUUGACGCUGACACUUCUAUGAAGAUUCCCAAUCAUUUCGUAGCCAACUCCACGAUAGUCGGGGCUCUCGGGCAAAUCUUUUUGGGCAACCCGAAUCAAAAGAGUAACCCUAUUUUGGUUCGCUCAUUGAGUCUGAGAGAAUCGCCGAAAAGGCUCAACAAAGGGAAUGCCUCUGAAGUUGCCGAUGAAAUCUUGGCUGUCAUUGCGUCCUCAUCCACUGAGCUCUCUCAGAUCUUCACCCAUGUGCUGAAUUUCUAUCUGGCGCCCAACAAGCCCAGCACGCUUGACCCUCCGGAGGUGCAGGAAGCUUACAGGGAAGCUGGGGCGCUUCAGGCGAAAGUCAUUUCAGUUGCUACGAGCGACUCGCCCGAUUCAGCUGCUUUGUUGGAAGGUUAUGCUCGCGAGGCCCUUCGUCUUGACCCUGUCAUCGAUGGACUCUACCGUGUGGCUACAGAGGAUGGUGCCAUUGGACCCAUUACCUUUAAACAGGGUCAACGUCUCUAUCUAGACAUUCGCAAGAUCGGACGCGAUGAAAACCUCUUCCCCAACCCAACCGAGAUCGAUCCUACCCGACCAGCUGACAAGUAUUCCAUCCUUUAUGGUGAUGGUGUUUUCAAGUCUCUCGGCGAGAGAUUCGUGUGGAAGGUCACGGGUCAGGUUCUCAAGGCUGUCUUCUCAUUGAAGCAGGUGAAACGUACCAAAGGUCCUGCAGGAUCUUUGCGAAGAUUCGAAGUUCCUCAACACAAUCCUGACGACGAGGUCACAUCCACCCAACGUACCAGAGAAAUUAAGGAGGGCACCUUCGAAGACUACUAUGAAUAUUAUGUGACGCCUGUGAACGCUGACCAUGCAUUCCGGUACAGCUAUUUGGACGUUGAAAAUGACCACCGCUUGACGGCUUGCGCAACCGGGUUAUCUCUCGAAUAUGACGUCUAAAAAAUAUCGCAAUAUUGCAUCUUCAUUUACAUAAUUGCCAGAUCUCCUUGAUACCCUUAGUACAAACUAUAUAUUUAUGUGUUGCUGUCGUACAGUCGGAUUAUACUCGGAAUGGAGCGCUUCGAAAUGUUGCGUAUACACUGGACAAGCAAGCAAAGUGAGCCGGAAGUUGCCCCCGGGGAAGAACAGAGCAUGAUUUGGCCAUGCAGAAUUCAGAGAGCAAUGAUUAAUAGCCUGAUGUAUCGCCCUAUCGAUCUACAUCCAUGGAACUCGCGACACUAUCUUGAGUUUUAUCUGGAUCACCAACUUCACCUCUUUCCAUUUCCCUCGAUGACCUCUCCCGUGAAAUGGAUCUUGAGCUUUGUGACAAUCUUUCGUCAUCGUCAUCAUGCAGACUAGACGC
Molecule: messenger RNA, 4015 nt
Organism: Cantharellus anzutake
Lineage: Eukaryota; Fungi; Basidiomycota; Agaricomycetes; Cantharellales; Hydnaceae
Product: heme peroxidase
Exons: 17
Coding region: 301-3612 (1103 amino acids)
Biological process (GO): response to oxidative stress
Molecular function (GO): oxidoreductase activity, acting on paired donors, with incorporation or reduction of molecular oxygen; iron ion binding; monooxygenase activity
Source: RefSeq, a predicted model, not a curated record